AUGGCUACACACCACGACAGCACUCCGGUGGAGAUUGGCGUCGUCAGCAGUGACUUCGCUGCCACCACCGAUAUGGACAUUUGUGCCAACUCUCCCGGGAAGAGUGAUUCUGGCAAGAGCGACAGCAGCACUCUCUCGUACACCGAUGACUUCGAGACACUUCCUUCAAGCGGUCCUACUAGCCAUGCCCACAUCCUCGAUCUAGACGAGUAUGCCGCAUUCAUGAAGGAAGAUGGCGCACUCAAGCUACAAGAUGCCGUUGUCACCGCUCUUUUCAACAUCUCGGCUGAGACCCUCAAGGCGUUUGUCAGCCCUACUGUCAACACGUUCAAGGUUGUAUUCGGCAAGAAGGACGUCCAGCUAGUCAUCUGGCGCAAGGGUUUAGAGGUCUUCAUUGGCACCUUCGAACACCACACUUCGAUGAAAGCGUACCGCUUCGAGCACGUCGCGGGUUUCCUCAUCGGUUACGAUGGCUCUUGGCACCUGAAGGUUACGGCAAGCAACGCCUACUCCGCUUCAAAGUGGCCAGAUGUCUGGGCAGGCAAAUUCGAGUGCCAUGGCGGCGUUGCUAAGAUGACCAUCGAGACCGAAGAGAUGGAGAUGGCAAAGCGCGCCUCGGCAUUGGCGACUGCAAUGAUCGGUGGCAGAUAUUGGGAGUUGAAGACGGAUGUUAAGAUGACUUGA
Messenger RNA from Alternaria arbusti, 684 nucleotides. RefSeq lists its product as uncharacterized. Bases 1 to 684 code for a protein of 227 amino acids. The transcript is spliced from 2 exons. The record is from RefSeq and is a predicted model, not a curated record. Lineage: Eukaryota; Fungi; Ascomycota; Dothideomycetes; Pleosporales; Pleosporaceae.